This is a messenger RNA of Cavenderia fasciculata, 1077 nucleotides long. RefSeq lists its product as uncharacterized. The record is from RefSeq and is a predicted model, not a curated record. Gene Ontology annotation, molecular function: serine-type endopeptidase activity. Bases 1 to 1077 code for a protein of 358 amino acids. Gene Ontology annotation, biological process: proteolysis. Gene Ontology annotation, cellular component: membrane. NCBI's taxonomy places the organism in Eukaryota, Evosea, Eumycetozoa, Acytosteliales, Cavenderiaceae. The transcript has a single exon.
AUGGGAAUAACAACACUAAGUGAUCUUGAAAAAGAAAAAGGAGGAUUAGUAACUGAAAAUAAUAAUGAUAAUAUUAAUAUUAUGAAUAAUAAUGUAAAUAUUAAAAGUAAUGAUGGAAAAUAUCAUGAAUUAAGAGAAGAUGAUAAAGUAGAUAAAAGUAGAGCAAAUAAUUAUAGUGGUCAAAAUGCAACUAUCCAAGACUUGGGUGAGCCAAAUGGAGAUGGAUCAAAUGUUUAUAUUGGAAUUGAUGGUAUCUACCAUUACUAUGAUGAACGUACCACAUCAACGAUCGCUAAACUAUUGGCUCGUUUUGGAUUCGUAAUAGAGGUUAAAAGAAAGCAUCUGGUCAAUUUACUAAAGACUAUCUCCUUUUGGGUAUUUUUCGCUUCGUUUGCAAUGCUCAUCGCAGAGUUUGUCAUUGGGAAAGGCUUUGCAUCUCCUCGUGAAAACAAGAUGAUUGGUCCACAUCCCGAGGCUGUCUUUCUCGUCGGAGGAUUGGUCCCCUACUAUGUCAAGGUUCACCAUCAAAUCUAUCGAAUCGUAUUGCCACUCAUUAUCCAUUUCGGUAUCAUUCAUCUAUUGAUAAACUCUGUUUUCUUGAUUCGGUUUUGUGUCAUCACUGAACAACGUUGGAAGUGGAGAUGGACACUACUCGUAUUUCUUCUCACCGACAUUGGAGCUAGUUUAUUGGCAAUGAAUGCUCCAAAAGGGUACAAUGUCCUCACGUCUGGUGCCAGUGGCUCGAUUUGUGGAUUUAUCGGUGCAGUCAUGUGCGAAACCUUUUUUGCAAGAGAAGAGAUGAGUAAAGUGAGUCGAUACUAUACCCUUGGAUCUUUGAUAUUUAGUAUGGCUGUCUGUCUCAUUCUCAGUAGUCUUCCGGGCUACAGUCUUGGAGGUCAUUUAGGUGGAUUUAUCUCAGGUGUUUUAUUGGGUGGUGCCAUAUUCAUCAGAAAUCCUGCCAAGAAAAAGAUUAGAAUUGCAAUGAUUCUACUUGCUGUUGGAUAUUUCUCUAUUACCAUCCUCUUAUUUUUGGCUUUACCAGCACGUGGGGAUGAGAGCACGUAUUAUCGCUCGUGA